CUUUGGAAACAGGCAUGCAGACAGUCGACCACUGCAAAGUGUUGAGCGCGGGACAGACUGGCUUCAGCCCACACCACCACUCUUCAUCUGUGCAAGAGAAGACCCCAGACCUCUGCUGUGAGGCGCUCUCACUCAUCCCAACCAAUAAUGUGAAGAUCAGACGGAAACGUUUGUCAGAUGUUUAAACUCAUUGUCGCUUCAUUGUACUUCAGUGCCGUCUAUAUUCAACACUGUCACACAGUUUGCAGUCAGGCUUCAGAAGGCUAUCCACGAGGAUACCUGGUGUGAGAUGCGGCAAUGUCCCGAGGAAUAUGCCCACGCGUGAACUCUUGUGGAACGUUUUGGAUUUUGUCAGCGGUCAUAUUUGCGGUGAAUGUGAUCGAUGUGGACGCGUACAGCUGUCAUGAAGUGAGGACCGCUUUCCAGCUGCGGCAGGUCGGGCCGCUGCACCGCGUACCGGAGACACCUGGCACAGAUGUGGAUCUGUUGAUUUGUAAGCACCAGGGUCCAUCCUGCUGCACCCGGAAAAUGGAGGAGAGCUACCAGUUUGCCGUAAAACGAGAAACCCUCCACAACAUUCACUCCUACAGCUAUGAGCUUGAGCACCUCAUCUCCGGCCACUCGGAUGCCUUCCAGGACAUGUUCCAGUACCUACUGUCCUUCUCUCAGGGCCACCUGAGUUCUCUGUUGGAAGGAACCUACUCAUCCCUGUCCCGCCAUGCCCUACCCCAUGUUAAUCAACUCUUCUCUUCACUCUCGCUCUACCUCCGUGGGGCCAACGUGUCUGUGGAGGCAGCAGUUCACCAGUUUUUUAACAACCUCUUCCCACUCGUCUACACACGGCUCAUCAAUCCAGGUAUUGAAGGCAGCAUGAUGGUGGGCAGCGAAAUGGCUGACUGUCUCCGUAUGAUCAGACAGGAUGUCAAUCCUUUUGGGCGUCAUCCAGCUGUCAUGGCCCAGGAGCUGGCUGGGGCACUGGGAGCCGGGCGACAACUGGGUCUGGCCCUGGAGGAGGGCGUGGAGGUGAUGAAUGCCACCGAACAUGUCAGCCUGAGCAAAGAGUGUGUGAAGGGCCUGGUCAAGAUGGUGUACUGCUCCCACUGCAGAGGCUUGACGCUGAUCAAACCCUGUGUGGGCUACUGUCUGAAUGUAAUGCGAGGCUGCUUGGCCAGCGUGUCGGAGCUGGAUCAGCCUUGGAGGAGGUAUACCAGUUUAUUGGAGCAGCUAACCCACGCCAUGGCCGGACACCAUAGCCUGGAACUAGCCCUGCUGGGGGUCAGGGGGCAUGUUAAUGAGGCCUUGCUCUACGCGCAGCUCCACGGUCCACUCAUCACUGCCACAGUGGACAAGGUGUGUGGCCUGUCUACUGGAGAGCCUACAGAUAUGCAGCCUACAAUCCCAGAGGUCACAGCCUUUACCAUGACCUCAUCGUCUCCUCCUCCAUCUCCCACCCCCUCCCAGCCUUUACCAGAGCAGUGGCUGGGGCAGCUCGCCCACUUGAGGAGCUCGUUCCCCCUGAAACCCUCCAAGAACAAUAAACAUAGUCUGAGAACGCUCUCUAGGGAGUUCUUGACGUACCUGCAGCGCUACAAGUCUUUCUUUGCAGCGUUGCCAGAGAUGCUGUGUGAAGGGGAGAAUGUAGUGGACGACUCCACAUGCUGGAGCGGAGAUGAUGUGGUGGAGAGCUAUUCUGGCAGAGUUGUAGGAAAUGGUCUGCACGCCCAGAGGCAAAACCCAGAGGUCAAAGUUCGCAGUCCGGACCCUACGCUGACUGAGGUCAAGGAGAGGUUGGAUCGCUUUAACCAGGAGACGCAGGAGAGGUUUCCGAAACUGGGCCAGAUAGAGCCCUGGGAUGAGCUGGGCAGCGGGGAAACAGAGGAGGGCAGCACCACAGACUGUGACGAUGAAGAUGGAUGUCAAGCCUCAGGAGAUGGUCCAGAAAAGACCUCACAUACAGACGCCUCCAGUGAAGGAAAGUCCAUUGGAAGACCGCCUGGAAGUGACAGCCCACACGAGAACCCUUCCAAGCCCCCCUCGGUGAGGGUGAGAGGGGGCUCGCCAUCUGCCAGCUGGGCACGACCCUGGAGCCUCGCACUGCUCUUUGCUGCACUUUGCUUGCAGUGGACCCUAUUCUGAUGCCAGCACCGUCUGUGAAUCCACCCUCCCCUCACUCACCCCUUUAGGAAACAUGUACAUGCAGACAGACACUUAUAUCAUAUAAAUCACACAUAGCAUCCUUACUCCUGUCCUCAACCUGCGUGGAUGGAUGGUAAUGAUGGAAAAAGAAAAAUGGAAGAUGAGAUGGAUACUGAAGAGAGGGGGACAACAUUGUAGGAGACUGUAGAUGGGGAGGGGCUCUUGCAGGAACUUCUUGUCCUGCAGCAUCACCAACGUGGAUGAUUGCACAAGCUGAUCCCAUGCACGUUCAUCUACAAAGAUUAUGCCUGCUGCUUCCACUAGGCUGUUCUGGGGACUAGAUGUGUAUGUGUGUGUGUGUGUGUGCGUGUGUAUACAGACACCAGUAUAGCCCUGCAGCUUCUUGCUCCACUCACAAACACACGCUUUGUAGUUCAGAACAGGACUUCUUCAUUCUGAUUUUACUUAAAAACACUUACACAUUUACAGACUCACUUACACGCUUUUUAAAUAUACAAAUAACAGCUGUCUUCUUUUUCUGCUGCUGGAUUUUACUUCUCCUUUCAGGCUAAAAAAACCUCAUCGUCGCCAUUUGCCAGCAAGACAGACGGAUUCAGCUCAUUUGAAAACUCGACUCAUUUUCUUUUUGAGGAUUAAGGAAUGCAUGAUAGAUUGAUAGAUCAAUCCCAGGUGCCUGGCCCAGAGCAGCAGAUUUGAUAUUCUCUAAUGACUGUGUACCUUGGCAGGGAUUAGAACGUAAUGAGUUCACAGGUAGAGCACGGGCACACUUGCACGGCUGAACACACUGUGCACACAAAAUAGGUGUUUAUAGUAUGUAACUGUAUAUAGGUGGAAAGUUUCGAUGGAGUGUAUGAGGUUCUGAUUCUACAAAAAGCUCUUAACUGAUUUAGCUGAAUGGGUUUUUCUUUUCAACCAGCUAUGAAUGGACUAUGCUUGUCUGCUCUAUACUACAUAGAAAACAAUGCCAAAAAAAAAACAAAAAACAUAGAGAUUUGAUUUCUAUAACAAAUAAAGCAGGAAUGUACAUCAUUUUCCAACUCAAGCCCAUGACAUAAAUGGACAAAUUUGAACAAAGUCUGUACAUUGUUGAUUUUACUAAUAUUUAUCGUGCAUCCGGUUUUGUGUGUUUGCUCGUUGAAUUGCACAUUAAUGCAUGUAUAACCUAUCAGGUCCUCAAAAUUAUUAUAAUGGGAUUAGGCCCUUCCUCAGACAGCAUAAAAACACAUAUUUUAAAACCUUUUACCCAUUAAUUUUCAGUGAUGAUGGUUUGGAAUUUGAAAAUAAGGGUAAGGUUGGAUGCAGAUUCAAAUACAAUUUAAAAAAAAACAAAACAAAACAUAUAGAGUAUUUUUACAGUGCUGGGUGCAUCUAAUGUUUGAUCCAUUACAGUGGCAGCCAUUGUGUAAGUCCCAUUUUAUCAUGUAUUUUAUCCUGUAUUAGACUUGUUUUUUCUUGAACAUCAUUCAGGAAACCUAAAUAAGCUCAAAUUCCUGCAGACCAUUCCUUGGAAUUCCAACAGUUAAAGAGCAAAUCCUUAUUUGUUAUAAAUGAUUCCUUGUGGGGAUGGAACAAAAAGGGAAGUUCAACUAAAAAAAAAAAAAAACAGACUGUGUGACUUCUACAAUGGCUUCCUCUGUAUUCUUGUUUUCUUUCUUGUGUAGAUGAGGAUUUUGUAUGCACAGAUACUGGUACAGCAGAGUACCUGUGUGAAUGAGGAUGAUGAAUGUAUGGUCAUUGCUAUGCAGAUGCAACAUUAAAGCUAACUAUGCCCAAUGUAAAAGCUAUACAGAUACAGUAUCUAAGCUAAAUAGGUCUACACACUUACAGGUUGACAUGGGUCUAUGAGAAGUGAUAUACCUCUUAUGUUAACUAGCUUUUAGUGUAAACAACUCUUCCUGUCUCUACUGAAAAGUAAUUCACCUUUAACUCUGCCUAACAGUGCAAAAAGGAUGACCUGCUUAACUAAACGCAAAUACAUACAAUUAUACUUUUAAAGCCUGCAGUUAAUGACAAAAUGACAAUGACUACAGCUAUAUGAGGUUUCGGCAAUUUUAAUGUGUCACAUUUUGUGUCCUGUAACCAUGUUUGUUUAGUUCAUAUGAUUUCUUCCAUGUAUGUUUUGUUCCAGACUGGCGUUCAUUGCACCCACAGAUCACUUACAACCCUAUACCCUCGCAUGUGUAUAAAUGUACAUAUUUUAAGUCACUUGCCAUUUGUUUUGUGUCUCAUUUCCUCUCUGUUGUAUCAGUAUGAUACAGUGUAGCUGAGCUCUAUUAAAGGUGCUCUGCUUUUUU
This is a messenger RNA of Lates calcarifer (barramundi perch), 4451 nucleotides long. It is a transcript of the gene gpc5c, whose product is annotated as glypican 5c. Gene Ontology annotation, biological process: cell migration; regulation of protein localization to membrane; positive regulation of canonical Wnt signaling pathway. Bases 298 to 2136 code for a protein of 612 amino acids. Lineage: Eukaryota; Metazoa; Chordata; Actinopteri; Centropomidae. Gene Ontology annotation, cellular component: plasma membrane; extracellular region; cell surface. The transcript is spliced from 9 exons. The record is from RefSeq and is a predicted model, not a curated record.